Molecule: messenger RNA, 2638 nt
Organism: Cryptococcus deneoformans JEC21
Lineage: Eukaryota; Fungi; Basidiomycota; Tremellomycetes; Tremellales; Cryptococcaceae
Product: ER to Golgi transport-related protein, putative
Exons: 8
Coding region: 76-2565 (829 amino acids)
Biological process (GO): intracellular protein transport; endoplasmic reticulum to Golgi vesicle-mediated transport; retrograde vesicle-mediated transport, Golgi to endoplasmic reticulum
Cellular component (GO): COPI vesicle coat
Molecular function (GO): structural molecule activity; protein binding
Source: RefSeq, a predicted model, not a curated record
CCCCCGACCAUACUCCGUACAUCCCCGUUUAUCCCCCUUCCGUCCUUCCUCCUACCUGCACCUGCCUGAGUAACCAUGCCCAUGUUACUCGACAUCACCAGGAAACUACUGGCCCGAUCAGACAGGGUCAAGUCAGUAGACUUCCACCCUACAGAACCCCAUGUCAUCUGCGGUUUAUAUAAUGGUCAAGUCAAGAUAUGGGACUAUGAGACAGGCACAGAUGUCAAGGCUUUUGAAGUGACCGACGUCCCCGUCCGAUGCGUCCGCUAUAUCGCCCGAAAGAACUGGUUCGUUUCUGGCUCUGACGAUUUCCAACUCCGAGUAUACAACAUCUCUACCGGCGAGAAGAUUACCCAAUUCGAGGCGCACCCAGAUUAUAUCAGAUGUCUGACUGUUCACCCGACGUUGAGCUUGGUCUUGACUGGUAGUGACGAUAUGACUAUCAAGUGCUGGGACUGGGACAAGGGAUGGCGAUGUGUUCAGAUAUUUGAAGGGCACACCCACUACAUUAUGGCUCUCGCCAUCAACCCAAAGGACCCUCAGACAUUUGCGUCCGCCUGUUUGGACCAUACCGUCAAGGUCUGGUCUCUUGGAAACUCGGUCCCCAACUUUUCUCUCGAGGCGCACGAAAAGGGUGUCAACUAUGUCGACUACUACCAUGGCGGUGAUAAGCCCUAUAUCGUGACAACUGGUGAUGACCGACUUGUCAAGAUUUGGGAUUACCACUCUAAAUCCUGCGUGCAAACCCUCGAAUCACACACUGCCAACGUGUCGUUUGCCAUCUUCCACCCAUCACUGCCUAUCAUCGUCUCUGGUUCCGAAGACGGGACCGUCAAGAUCUGGCACUCUGCUACUUAUCGACUGGAGAACACUCUAAGUUAUGGGCUUGAGAGGGCUUGGUGUGUGGCGUACAAGAAGAGCGGGAAUGAAGUUGCUGUCGGUUUCGAUGAAGGUGCUGUUGUCGUCAAACUCGGUCGAGAUGAACCCGCCGUAUCAAUGGACACUUCUGGCAAAAUCGUUUACGCUCGCAACACUGAAAUCCUCACUGCCAACCUCUCCACUCUCUCCGACAGUGAACCCCUCGAAGACGGACAACGUGUCCCCCUCCCACUCCGUGACCUCGGCACCACCGAAGUCUACCCCCAAUCUCUCCAACACAGCCCCAACGGCCGAUUCGUCACUGUCUGCGGCGAUGGCGAGUACAUCAUUUACACUUCCCUUGCGUGGAGGAACAAGGCGUUUGGGAAUGGAUCGAGCUUUGCUUGGGCGGGCGACUCGAAUACCUAUGCUGUGCAAGAAGGCAAGGCUAAGAUCCGUGUUUUCCGAGCGUUCAAGGAACGACCCAACCUCUUAAAAUCGGCGGGCAAUUGGGCUGUGGAAGGUAUCCAUGGCGGCACGUUGCUCGCAGCCCGUGGCAAUGGGUUCGUCAUGUUUUGGGACUGGGAGACUGGAUCGGUCGUGAGAAGGAUAGAGGUGGAUGCUACUAGUGUGAGCUGGAGCGCGACGGGUAAUUUCGUCGUUAUCACUGCAGAGGACUCGUUCUACGUGCUCUCGUUCAAUAGGGAGGCGUAUGAUGCCAAGUUGGAUAGUGGAGAGUUGAUUGGAGAUGAAGGUGUGGAAGAGGCGUUUGAAGUUAUCGCCGAGAUUAGCGAAACGGUCAAGACAUCUAAAUGGGUCGGCGACUGCUUUGUCUACACUAACUCCACCAACCGCCUUAACUACCUGAUCGGCGACCAAUCCCACACUGUCAACCACUUUGAUCAAGGCAUCUACCUCCUUGGUUACCUGCCUUCCCACAACAGGAUCUAUGUCGCCGACAAGGACAUGAACAUCUAUACCUACGCCCUCUCCGUCUCCGUCGUUGAAUACCAAACCGCCAUCUUGCGAGGCGACCUUGAUGCAGCUGCAGAGAUCUUGCCGUCCAUUCCGCAAGAUCAGCGAAACCGGAUCGCGCGAUUCUUGGAGGCGCAGGACCUGAAGGAACUAGCACUCUCAGUGUCGACGGAUCCGGAUCAGAGGUUUGAUCUGGCUGUAUCACUUGAUGAUCUCGAAACGGCGCUUUCACUCGUGCGCGCUGCCGACGAGUCUGCUGCUACUCCUUCCGGUGACGCCGCCGGUGUCGGUGCAGGCGUCAGUGUAAACCAAGCGAAAUGGAAGGUUGUCGGCGACAAGGCCCUCGCCGCAUGGCAAAUGGACCUCGCAAAAGAAGCGUUCCAGAAUGCCAACGACCUCUCAUCCCUCUUACUCCUCUACACCUCCCUCUCCGACCGAACCGGUCUCUCCUCCCUUGCCCAAGUCGCCUCCCAAAAGGGUCUUAACAAUCUCGCUUUUGCAGCAUACCUCCAGCUUGGCGACGUUGCCGCCUGCAUCGACCUCUUGGUCAAGACUGAUAGGCUGGCCGAAGCGGCAUUGUUUACAAGAAGUUAUGCGCCUUUGACAAAUGAGACGGAGAAGGAAUGGGGAGCGACGGUCAAGCUUUGGAAGGAGCAGUUGGUAAAGGAUGGAAGAGGGAAAGUGGCGGAGAAAGUGGCGGAGCCGGGGGAGGAUAGAGAGUUGUUUGACUAACGACUGCUCUCUACCAUAAUAAAUCAAAAGAUAUAUAUAUGAACCAUGCAUACGAGCAGAUGACUGAUACACC